AUGUUGUUCAGACGCAAGACUUCUGAUCAGGAAAGUACCAACAAAGAAAAUAUUCCCGAGGACAAUCCGAGCUGGAAGUUGCUGUUCGGAUUCACGACUCGAAGACACCUGCCGACUCUCAUAUUCGGGUCUAUCUUUGCCCUGGUUGCUAGUCUUGUCACGCCAGCACUUGCAGUCUUCCUUGGCAAUGUGUUUGACUCAUUCAACUCUUUCGGCGCGGAUAAGACUGAUGUCAAAGGGCUUCAUGACCAAGUGAUCACAAAUUGCUUGGGAAUGAUUGGACUGGGAGUGGCUGGUUGGUUUUUGAACGGCGCAUACUAUGCUCUGUUCGUUGCAUUUGGGGAAAUUCAGGCCUCCGUUAUUCGCAGCGAGGUGUUUCUAGAGUUAUUAAAACGCGAUGUUGAGUGGUUUGAGGCCAAAAGCGAAGGCUCCGGGGCUUUGUUGUCGGGAAUCCAAGCACACAUCCAUGAAAUGCAGAUGGCGACCUCACAGCCACUCGGCCUUGUACUGCAAUACUCGUGUCGUUCCCUGGCUUCACUAGGGCUAGGCUUCUACACAUCUUGGAGCCUCUCUCUGGUAACUCUUGCGGGAAUUCCCAUAUUCUCGGCGAUUAUCGGAUACCUUUCUUCCAAAAUGAGAUUUAGCAUUACAGCACAGCAGGCUGAGCUGACCGAGGCUUCGAAGGUUGCCAACAAUGCUAUUACAAAUAUCGACACGGUCAAAUGCAAUAAUGGGCAGGCCUUCGAGCAUCGGAACUUUACUGAGAGCAUUGAGAGAUCUGCCACACACUAUCUUCGACAAGCUCUGCUGAAUUCUCUGCAAAUUGCUAUCAUCCGAUGGAUGAUGUUCGGGAUGUUUGUUCAGGGAUUCUGGUAUGGCAGUUCGCUUGCACGUUCUGGGAAACUCACAUCUGGAGAGGUUCUCAGAACUUUCUGGGCUUGCCUGACCGCAGCUCAGUCUAUCGAGCAGGUCUUGCCGCAGAUGAUCGUUAUGGAAAAAGGAAAGGUCGCCGGUGCCGCCUUGAAAGCAAUAAUACAGAGUCGGAGAGACAAAAUUGUCAGCGAGGUAAAGGGAAAUCGGUAUCCGAAACACUGCGAAGGUGAUAUCGAGGCCAAAAACGUGUCAUUUUCAUAUCCUAGUCAACCUGAUCAAUGUGUUCUCAAACCGUCAAGCUUUUUCUUCCCCGCUGGAGAAACGACAUUUAUUAUAGGGAAAAGCGGCUCUGGUAAAAGUACCCUCAGCCAACUGUUGAUGCGGUUCUAUUUGCCAACCUCAGGCGAAAUCAUGAUUGACCGCAAUCUAAUGCAAGAACUCGAUAUCAACUGGAUCCGCAACAAUAUCACUCUUCUAGAGCAAAGGAGUGUUCUCUUCAAUGAGUCUGUGCUCACGAACAUCGCCUUCGGUUGCCAGGACCAUGCAGCUGUCACCAAGCAAGAUGUCAAAGACCCCAUCGAGCUAGCCAUGCUUGGGAAUACAAUCGAUGGACUCCCGAAAGGAAUCGACACUUGCGUUGGGCCCGGCGGAAGCUUUUUGAGUGGUGGUCAAAGGCAACGAGUUGCAAUUGCCAGAGCGAAAUUACGUGACACCCCAAUUCUGAUCCUGGAUGAACCCACCAGCGCUCUUGAUCAAACCAACCGAGUUGCAGUAAUGAAAGCAAUCCGUGAAUGGCGGAAAGGUAAGACUACAAUCAUUAUCACUCACGAUAUGUCACAAAUCAUGGAACAGGAUUUCCUGUACAUCCUUGAACAAGGCUCAAUUGUGAAAUCCGGCUACAGAUAUGCUGUCGAGGUCAGUCCGGAAAGCGAGAAGUAUUUCCAUACGAAAAUCGACGGUUCUGUAAAGACCCAAAACAAGAGGGCUCUGAAUGAUAUGGACAGUCCUUGGGAGAGCUCAUCAUCGGAGAGCUUGGACACAUUAAGACCUCAAUCAGCUUUCCUCGGACAUCGUCGGACGAGGCAAUCCUGGGCUCAAGGACACAUCCCCCCAAACUUUGGCUCCGGCUCACUGGACUUAAUGGCGAGAAGGAAUUCGGAAUGCAUCAUCAGAAAUGGGAACUUCCCUAGAUCUCCUCUGCAAGAUCGAAACCAGCGUAUUUCUUUCAUGGCGCAGGGACCUGGUGCCCAGCGGUAUUCGAAAGAAACAACUAUCCAACUUCCCGCAGAAUACGUCGAAAUGGUACAUAUUGAUGAUCAUGGCUUGAAGUCGGAUCCAUGGCCCAACAAACACACCUCGAAAGAUCCAUCAGAGACGAAGCGUAACCGGAGAUCACAUGGCCUCCGCAAGAAAUCAAAAGAACAGCCUACACCGAAAGAACGAAUGACUCCGCUCUCUCACAUUGUGGGCACCAUUCUAUCGACUUUGACGCUCAGACAGCGAAUCAUCCUCUUCCUAGGAUUUGCCGCAGCACUGGCUCAUGCAAGCGCAACUCCGACAUUUUCAUAUUGUCUGUCACAGCUGUUUGGAACCUUCUAUGCUGGGAACAACAGUGAACACCUGACAAUGACAUGGUCACUUGCUGUACUAGGGGUGUCUUUCGGAGAUGGCCUUGCGUCCUUUUUCAUGCAUUAUUUCCUAGAACUUUGCGGCGAGGCUUGGAUGGAUUCUUUUAGAAAAAAUGCCUUCCAGCGCAUUCUCGAUCAACCACGGGCCUGGUUUGAGAAAGAUGGCAACGGAUCUCUCAGACUCACAUCGUCUCUCGAUCAGAACGGAGAAGAUAUGCGAAACCUGCUAGGCCGUUUCGCCGGUUUUGUAAUUGUUGCUGCAGCAAUCACCGUCAUGGCAAUCAUCUGGAGCUUGAUUGUUUGCUGGAAGUUGACACUCGUUGCUCUUUCCUGUGGACCUGCCAUUUAUACCAUCACUCGAGGCUUCGAGGGAACAAAUGGAUUAUGGGAAAGACGAUGCAACGAUGCCAACGGUAUCGCCACCGAUGUCUUUACUGAGACAUUUUCAGAGAUCCGUACUGUCAGAACAUUGACAUUGGAAGGUCACUUCCAUCGCAAACAAGCCAAUGCCAUCGCGCAAUGCUUAUUGCUGGGGUUGAAACGUGCCAUUUACACAGGCAUGCUUUUCGGCAUGGUGGAAUCGACGGUCAUAUUUUCUACCGCAUUGAUCUUCUAUUAUGGAGCGGUGCUCGCAGCGUCUCGCGAGUUCAAUGUGAACGACGUGAUGAUGGUAUUCUCGAUGCUACUUUUCAGCAUCGGCUACGCUGCUCAGAUUCUCUCAUGGAUUCCCCAAAUCAACACCUCUCGCGAGAUAGCGACGCAGCUUAUUCGCCUUGCAAAUUUGCCACAAGAUGGAUCACACGAGCACCUCGGUAGUUUGACGGUUUCAAAACUCACCCCAAUCAAGUUGACCAGCGUGAAUUUCCGAUAUCCGUCUCGGCCAAACACAAUGGUGUUGAAGAAUGUCUCCAUUUCCAUCCCACCCAACUCUUGCACGGCACUUGUAGGACGAUCUGGGUCGGGAAAAUCCACAAUCGCGUCACUGCUAUUAUCGCUCUACGAAGCCCCAGCCUCCCAAACUGGACAACCCACCGUGACACUCGGCGGCGCAGACAUCCUUCGGCUGCAUGUUCCUACCCUCCGCUCACAGAUUUCCAUCGUAUCGCAACAACCAACUAUUUUCCCCGGCACCAUUCAUGAGAAUAUCAGUUACGGCCUAGAUCAGCAUUCACCUCUAGCCUCAUCUCAUAGUGUCCGAACUGCCGCUCAAGGAGCAGGGAUUGAUGAUUUCAUCUCAUCUCUCCCGCGCGGAUACAAUACUGUGAUCGGUGAUGGCGGGGUUGGCCUUUCCGGUGGUCAGAAACAGCGUGUGGCCAUUGCACGGGCUCUUUUGCGCCAGCCUCAAAUCCUCAUUCUCGAUGAAGCCACGUCUAGCUUGGAUCCUGCGGGUGCGGAGAUCGUGCGGCAGACGGUACAGCAGCUGGUUGCUGUGCAUCAGGGGCUUACUGUUAUCAUUAUCACGCAUGCAAAGGAAAUGAUCGAGAUCGCAAAUCAUGUCGUUGUUCUUGACCAGGGAGCUGUCGUAGAGGAUGGGCCGUAUCAGGAUUUGGUCAAAAUGAAUGGUAGCAAGUUGCAUGCCUUGCUCAGUGACCCCGAGCAAGUGGGUGCUUAG
Molecule: messenger RNA, 4113 nt
Organism: Penicillium robsamsonii
Lineage: Eukaryota; Fungi; Ascomycota; Eurotiomycetes; Eurotiales; Aspergillaceae
Product: ABC transporter ATP-binding protein
Exons: 5
Coding region: 1-4113 (1370 amino acids)
Biological process (GO): transmembrane transport
Cellular component (GO): membrane
Molecular function (GO): ABC-type oligopeptide transporter activity; ATP binding; ATP hydrolysis activity
Source: RefSeq, a predicted model, not a curated record